AUGCAAAAUCCUGCUGAUUUCAUCACACACUACGGCAGUGUGUACUUUGAUUAUGAUGUAGACACAUCUCUCUUCUCUGUGCCUCAGUUCAGAGGUUGUGAUGAGAUCCUUCAAGCUGGUCAUAAUGUGAGUGGUAUCUACACGAUAUUCCCAGCUGGAUUCAAUGAUGGGCUACAGGUCAACUGUGACAUGAAGAGUGAUGGAGGGGGAUGGAUCGUCAUUCAGAGGCGUCAAGAUGGCAGCGUUGACUUCUACCGCACGCGCAACUGGGCUGACUACCAGGUUGGCUUUGGCAGCUUGUCUGGUGAGUUUUGGCUUGGGAAUGACAACCUACGCAGCCUGACUGAGACUGAAGGUAAGUGGCAACUACGAAUUGACUUAGAGGACUGGGAGAAUAACACGGCCUGGGCUGAAUAUGACGACUUUCAGAUUCAUGGAGACAACUACACACUCCAAGUCAACUCAUACAAUACCCGCAGCACUGCAGGAGACUCGCUCACAUACCACAAUGGAAUGAUGUUUUCAACCAAAGACAGGGACAAUGACAAAGAUUCAAGAGUUUGUGCCAGACUCCAUGUAGCUGCUACAUUCAUGGCCUUGUGCCUUCUUAUUACAAAAAACAAUGCAAGCUAUCACAAUGGAAUGAUGAGAUCAACAAAAGCCACAGACAAUGAAAACAGCCCCAACCUCUGUGCUAGACAACGUAAAGGUACAUGCCGAUUGUUACAAACCUAA
Molecule: messenger RNA, 735 nt
Organism: Patiria miniata (bat star)
Lineage: Eukaryota; Metazoa; Echinodermata; Asteroidea; Valvatida; Asterinidae
Product: microfibril-associated glycoprotein 4-like
Exons: 2
Coding region: 1-735 (244 amino acids)
Source: RefSeq, a predicted model, not a curated record